Ictidomys tridecemlineatus (thirteen-lined ground squirrel) is the source of this 5247-nucleotide messenger RNA. The record is from RefSeq and is a predicted model, not a curated record. Lineage: Eukaryota; Metazoa; Chordata; Mammalia; Rodentia; Sciuridae.
AGGGCGGAAGUACUGGUGGUGCUGUCACUCGCCCUGCCCAGCCUGGCCGCGCCCAAAGUCAGCGCCUGGAACCCCAGGGUGCCGGGAAUCCGGAAGCACCCGAAGUGGAGCUCGGGGGAAGCCAGAAUUAGGCACCACAGCGAGCGGGAAGCCCCUGAGAGGAGGACCCGAGACCCAAGCGCCCAGAAUCCCGGGCACCCGGAGCUGGGUGGGUCUUCUGACAGGAUGACUGUGGGAAUCUUUGUAAAUUGUACCUUCUGUUUGAAAGUCAAAUACUUACCUCAUCAGCAGAAGAAAAAGCUACAAACUGACAUUAAGGAAAAUGGUGGAAAAUUUUCCUUGUUGUUAAAUCCUCAGGUAUUUCCAAAUUACUGUAUGAUUAACAUGAUACCUUCAGGGAACAUGGGUCAUGGUUACGAAGAAGUGAAAACAGAUGAUCUAUCCCUGGACAAUUCCUUGGAGAAGAAAAAUGUGGAAGACAUUGAGUUUUAUGAAGAAAAUGAUGAAAUUCCUUAUUUUCCUCAAGAUUUUGAAGUUGCAAAAUAUAACAUAUUAGAAAAAGUAGGAGUGGAUGGAGGCCAAGAAACAGCUGUGGUGGAGCUGCAGUGCACCCUGGAGCCUGGAGAUUGUCCUUUUAUGGUAUCUGCACAUUUCCUCCUGGCUGAUGGUGUGCAGGUAAAAUUCUUUAUGUUGAUUCCUUUGCUUUUGGAGGAGGCUGUUAGUUCAAGCACCCUGAGCCAGGAGGUGAGUGAUUUGGUGGAGAUGAUUUGGGCAGAAGCUCUGGGCCAUCUGGAACACACACUUCUCAAGCCAGUGAACAGGAUUAGCCUCAAUGAUGUGAGCAAGGCAGAGGGUAUCCUCCUUCUAGUAAAGACAGCACUGAAAAAUGGAGAAACAGCAGAACAAUUGCAAAAGAUGAUGACUGAGUUCUACAGAUUAAUACCUCACAAACAUCCAGUCACUGAAGAAGUUAACCUGAGACUACUAACUAAGAAAGAGGAUCUCUGUCAGCUAAUAAGAGACAUGGUUAAUGUCUGUGAAACUCAUUUGUCCAAACCCAACCCACCUUGUCUUGCCAAAUACCGAGCUCUGAGAUGUAAGAUUGAAUAUGUUGAACCAAAUACUGAAGAAUUUUCCUGGGUUAGAAAAGAGAUAUUACAGAAUAAUCACAGUAAAAGUUCAGUAGAUAUCUUGCAGAUAUUUAGAGUUGGCAGAGUGAAUGAAGCCACAGAAUUUUUGAGCAAACUUGGCAACGUGAGGUCCUUGUUGCAUGGAUCUCCUGUACAAAACAUUGUAGGAAUCUUGUCCAGAGGGUUACUUUUACCCAAAGUAGUUGAAGAUCAUGGUGUGCAAAGAACAGACAUUGGAAAUCUUGGCAGUGGGAUUUAUUUCAGUGAUUCUCUCAGCACAAGCAUAAAAUACUCACACCCAGGAGAGGUAGAUGGCUCCAGACUCCUGGUCAUCUGUGAUGUAGCCCUUGGAAAAUGUAUGGACUUAUUCAAGAAGGACUUUUCCUUAACAGAAGCACCACCUGGCUAUGACAGCGUGCAUGGAGUUUCAGACACAGCCUCUAUCCCCACAGAUUUUAAGGAUGAUGAAUUUGUUAUAUAUAAAACCAAUCAGGUUAAAAUGAAAUAUAUUGUUAAAUUUUGCAUGCCUGGAGAUCAAAUAAAGGACUUUCAUCCUUGUCAAAAUACUGAAUUAGAGGAAUACAGACCCAAAUUUUUUAAUUUUUCAAAGGUUGAAGAUUACCAGUUACCAGACACCAAACCUUCCAGCAAUGUCAAGGCCGGCCUUCAGGAUAUCUCUGGGAAUUUGAUUCCUCUUGAGGAUGUUCACAUCAAAGGGAGAAUAAUGGACUUUGUAGCCCAGGUCAUUGUUUUUCAGACAUACACAAAUCAAAGUCAUGUGCCCAUUGAAGCAAAAUAUGUCUUUCCUCUGGAUGAUAAGGCAGCUGUAUGUGGCUUUGAGGCAUUUAUCAAUGGGAAGCACAUAGUGGGUGAGAUUAAAGAGAAGGAAGAAGCCCAGCGAGAAUACCGGGAAGCUGUCAGCCAAGGCCAUGGUGCUUACCUGAUGGAUCAGGAUGCUCCGGAUGUUUUCACCGUAAGUGUUGGAAACUUACCCGCUCAGGCCAAGGUUCUCAUCAAAAUUACCUACAUUACGGAACUUAGUAUCCAAGGCUCUGUUGCUGUCUUCUUCAUGCCUGCCACUGUGGCACCCUGGCAACAGGACAAGGCUUUAAAUGAAAACCUUCAGGAUACAGUAGAGAAGAUUUGUGUAAAGGAAAUAGGAAAAAAGCAAAGCUUCUCCUUGACCAUGUCUAUUGAAAUGCCAUACAUGAUUGAAUUCAUUUCCAGUGAUACACAUGAACUGAGAAAAAAGAGCACAGACUGUAAAGCUGUGGUUAGCACCCUGGAAGGCAGCUCCUUAGAUAGCAAUGGAUUUUCUCUUCACAUCAGUUUGUCUGCUGCAUAUCUCCCAAGAAUGUGGGUUGAAAAACAUCCAGAGAAAGAAAGUGAGGCUUGUAUGCUUGUCUUUCAACCCAAUCUUGAUGCUACCCUCCCUGACCUGGCUAACAAGAACGAAGUAAUUAUUUGUCUUGAUUGUUCCAAUUCCAUGGAGGGUGUGACAUUUAUGCAAGCCAAGCAAAUUGCUUUGUAUGCACUAUCCUUGGUGAGUGAGAAGCAAAAAGUGAACAUUAUACAAUUUGGCACAGGUUACAAGGAGUUAUUUUCAUAUCCUAAGUACAUCAUGAGCAAUGAUGUGUCAACAGAGUUCAUUAUGUCUGCUACACCUACUAUGGGGAACACAGACUUCUGGAAAAUGCUCCGGUAUUUAAGUUUACUGUACCCUUCUCAAGGGUUACGAAAUAUUCUCCUCAUAUCUGAUGGCCACCUCCAGAAUGAGAGUCUAACAUUGCAGCUUGUGAAAAGAAACGUCCACCAUACCAGAUUGUUCACCUGUGGGGUGGGUUCUACAGCAAAUCGCCAUAUCCUAAGGACUUUGUCUCAGUGUGGUGCUGGAGUUUUUGAAUAUUUUAACUCAAAAUCCAAACAUAGUUGGAAAAAACAGGUAAAAGACCAAAUGACCAGGAUAUGUUCCCCAAGUUGCCACUCUGUCUCUGUUAAAUGGCAGCAACUUAGUACAAAUGCACCCAAGGCCCUGCAGGCUCCAGCCCAAGUGCCAUCCUUGUUCCAUAAUGAUAGACUUCUUGUCUAUGGAUUUAUUCCUCAUUGUACACAGGCAACUCUGAAUGCACUAAUUCAAGAGAAGGAAUUUUGUACAAUGGUAUCAACUACAGAGCUUCAGAAAACAACUGGGACGAUGAUUCACAAGCUGGCAGCAAGAGCUGUGAUCAGAGAUUAUGAAGAUGGCAUUCUCCACGAGAAUGAAACCAGCCAUGAGAUGAAGAAACAAAUUUUGAAAUCUCUGAUUAUUAAACUCAGUAAAGAAAACUCUCUUAUAACACAAUAUACAAGCUUUGUGGCAGUUGAGAAAAGGGAUGGUAACGAUUCACCUUUUCCUAAUAUUCCAAAUAUUCCUGAACUUAUUGCCAAAGAAGAUGUAGACUUUUUGCCGUAUGUGAGUUGGCAGGAGGAACAACCAGAGGCUAACAUGCCACAGCCUUUUUCAGCAUCCUCUGAAUGGAAUGAAGAAACAUCACAUAAACGUUUGGCUAAAAAAAAAAAAAUUAAGAUGCCUAAAUUGGAAGUUUCUGAAGAUUUUGAAGUGGAAAGUCUGGGAAAGCCAUUGAUGAAUUCACUUUUACAAGCAGGAUUUGAAAUAUCAUCCAUGAAAGCUAUACCACAAAGCCUGUCUGUUUCCACGUUUGCUUCUGGUUCACUCCCUUUCCAGGCUGCUUCCCUCUCUACUCCCACCAUACCUCCUCAAAGCAGUUGUCUUUUUGGUUCUCUUGCAUCUGCCAAACAGUUUGGCCUACAGCUUGGCCAAGAAACCAAAAUUUCCUUUGAGCCGGGGUCUCUUCCCAGAUUUCCUCUUCAGGACCCACCUUUGAGUGCAUCUAGGAGAUUCCUUAGCUCACAGAAGGUUUGUCUAGAUAAACCUCAUGAAGAUAAUAUGAGCUUUUUAUCUGACAUCUCCCCUAGACUGGAUUCUUCUCUGCAGCAGAUUUCCUCUCCUCCUACACUUCUUUCUUCUUUUCAUCCCACUGAAGGUUUUGGUAUUCAUCCUCCCUGUCCUCCCUCUUUUCAUCAGUUUCAAAAUUCCCUAGUACCUCAAAGCAUCAAUUACAGGCUGACACUGGAAACACCUGUGCUGGCUUCUUUACCAUCAGAUGCAUCUGAAUUUGAAUUUUCUGAAGAUUUUCAAAUUUUGGCAAGUUCAAUUUUGCAAGAAGAAGCACAGUCUGUGGGUCUUGCAUCAUCAGAUUAUUUGGAAGCACAUUUUUUGACUCCCUCGAGUUGUGAAAAAUUUUUUGAAACAUUAGAUGAUGAAAUACCAGUACCUCUACAGUGUAGAUUUUUGAAAAAGGAGGAGAAAUCUGAUGUAACAAGUGAUUUUUGCUUAAGCUUUCAUUCACAGGAAGAUGAGGAUGAUGUAGAUGGCAAACAAAGCUGGCAGAAUUUUGUGCCGUGGGCUGAACUAUUCAGUCUACAGACUGAGGAUGGAUUCUGGAAACUUACAUUAGAACUAGGACUUAUAUUAAACCUUAAUACAAAUGUUUUACAUGACUUUCUUGAGCAAAAAGGCAUUCGGUCUCUAGGUAUAAAAGGAAGAGAAUAUCUCCUGGACCUGAUUGCCACAUUGCUGGUACUACAGUUUCUUCGCACCAGGUUGGAACAAGAGGGAAUAGUUUUCAAAUCUCUGAUGAAGCUGGAUGAUCCUUCCAUUUCCAGGAAUAUUCCCUGGGAUUUUGAGAAAAUAAGAAAAGCAAGUGAAUGGGUCAGAAGAAUGGAAGGACAGUAUUCAUCUAUCUGCCAACGGCUUGAACUGGGAAAAGACUGGGACUCAGCCACUAAGCAACUCCUGGGAAUUCAACUACCAGCUACCACUUCUCUUAACACAGUUCUUUAUUACAGUCAAGGCUGAAUCCAAUGAAAUUGUAUUUUUUUUUUAACUUUACUCACAUUUCUAUGUCAAAAAUAAUCAAAUAUUAACAGGUACCUGUUAGGACAUUUAAUUAUGACUUUAUUCAGUAUAGCAAUCAAUCCCUUUUAAGUAAAUGGAAGCAAAAUUGAUCAUUUUAACCAACUAACAAGCAAUAAUAAAAUGAAAAUUACAAUGUUA